This is a messenger RNA of Erythranthe guttata (spotted monkey flower), 1045 nucleotides long. RefSeq names its product HSP20-like chaperones superfamily protein. The record is from RefSeq and is a predicted model, not a curated record. Gene Ontology annotation, biological process: chaperone-mediated protein complex assembly; protein folding. Gene Ontology annotation, molecular function: Hsp90 protein binding; protein-folding chaperone binding. Gene Ontology annotation, cellular component: cytosol; nucleus. Lineage: Eukaryota; Viridiplantae; Streptophyta; Magnoliopsida; Lamiales; Phrymaceae.
UGCUUUAACACGCUCACACUUUCCUUUAUAUUCUUGACUGCUUCUAGGGUUUUCUACUUACUUUCUCUCCUCUUCGCAUACCCUAACUCCAAAAUGAGCCGACACCCUGAAGUGAAGUGGGCUGAAAGGGAGGACAAGAUAUAUCUGACUGUGCUGUUGUCAGAUGCUAAAGAUCCUAAAGUCAACGUUGACCCUGAAGGAACAUUCACUGUGUCUGCCAAGGCUGGGUCCGACAACAAUCUCUAUGAACUCAAAUUAGAUCUGCUUGAUAAAGUUAAUGUGGAGGAGAGCAAAAUAAAUAUAGGUGUGCGAAACAUAUUCUGUGUUUUGGAGAAAGAGGAGAAGAAAUGGUGGACAAAGUUAUUGCGUGGAAAUGAAAAGACACCCCACUACGUGAAAGUUGAUUGGGAUAAAUGGGUCGAUGAAGAUGAUGACACCGGUGCACCUGCUGAUCUUGAUUUGGGUGGAAUGGAUUUCUCUAAAUUUGGUGACAUGGGCGGCAUGGGAGGCAUGGGAGGUAUGGGAGGCAUGGGCGGCAUGGGAGGCAUGGGCGGUAUGGGCGGCAUGGGCGGCCUGGAAGGACUUGGAGGCAUGGGUGGCAUGGCCGGCCUGGAAGGCCUAGGCGGCAUGGGUGGCAUGGGAGGAAUGGGUGGAUUUGGAGGAAUGGGUGGUAUGGGAGAUGACUUUGAGGAUAGUGAUGACGAAGAGGUAAAGAAGCCAGAGGAGAAAGCUGCUGCUGGUAAGGCAGAGGGAGAAGCUUCAAAAGACAAGGCAGAAUCCUUAUCAAGUUCAUGAAUAUGAGCGUGUGUAAUUCCAUUUUAUGUUUUCUGCUGGGGCGUGUCUUCUGACUCAGUUUCGUAUACUUGCUUUAUGUGAAGAAAAUGGUCUGAAUUUUGUACUGAUGAGAUAUUUUUAUUGUGCUAUCUUCCCGGUCAGAACUAAUAUUUCAUUCCAAUCUGUGGUGGUAUUGUAGUACCUCUUAUUUAUCUGAAAGUUGAUUCAUUCUGAUUUCUGAGAUUUGAAAAAUUCAACGAUGGUAAUUGAG